Phytophthora infestans T30-4 is the source of this 1044-nucleotide messenger RNA. RefSeq lists its product as uncharacterized. The record is from RefSeq and is a predicted model, not a curated record. The transcript is spliced from 3 exons. NCBI's taxonomy places the organism in Eukaryota, Oomycota, Peronosporomycetes, Peronosporales, Peronosporaceae. The coding region runs from base 1 to 1044 and encodes 347 amino acids.
AUGGCGAAGAAGGACGAGAAGAUGCGAGCGCCCAGUACGGGGGCUGCGAAACAAGAGGGUGUGGCGCACGUCCAGCUGGUCGCUAACACAGGACGUCGCUCCACCUUGCGCCCGCGUGACUACGUUGGUCUGACACGCGGCUACACGAAGAAUGUCCCCGCCACGCAGGACGCCCCGAAGAACGCCACGCAGGAAGAGGAUGUCCCCGCCACGCAGGGCGCCACGAAAACCGCCACGCAGGAAGAGGAUGUCUUCGCCCCGAAAAACGCCACGAAGAACGCCACGCAGGACGCCACGCAGGAAGAGGAUAUCCCCGCCACGCAGGACGCCACGAAAACCGCCACGCAGGAAGAGGAUGUCUCCGCCCCGAAGAACGCCACGAAGAACGCCACGCAGGACGCCACGCAGGACGCCACGCAGGACGAGGAUGUUCCCGCUUUGAAGAACGCCACGAGGAGCGCCACGCAGGACGAGGAUGUCCCCGCCACACAGGAUACCACGGCUGAGGCUAACACUCAUGAAAAAGAGGUAAAACACUCCCAGAACGCUACUGCUAAGGUGGCAGCUGACUCGCCGGCCGCUAUCGCUGAGAGCAACAUGGAGGGCAACAUGGAUGGCAACACUGAGGGCGACAUGGAGAGCAACAUUGAGGGCAGCACUAAGGGCAACAUGGAGAGCAACGUUGAGGGCAACAUUAAGGAUAACGCCGCCGCAGCUACCCUAGCGGACUCCAACGAUACGGAAAACAAAGUAUCAGAUUCAGAUGACCCAGAUCCUGAGCCUCCACCAAAGCGGGUACGAGUAUCCACUGAAGGGUCGGCCUGUCGACCACAUCAUCUCUCGCGUCGCCAAACCAAACACGCGGAUAACCGCAAGAAGAUUGUGAAAACGCUAAACCCAGUCAUCAACGACAAGCCAGGGCUACCGCAAAAGGCCUUCAGCACGUGGGAGGAGUAUCAGAAAGUGCUCAAAGAUUACGAAGUCGAGCACUUCCUUUGCUAUCAAACUCGGAGCUCUGAGACAAGAGAGAAGCACAACAGGUGA